ACUGACUCAUGAUAAAUUGCCGCCUUGUGACUCUGUUCACAAGCAGCACAUUUAUUAUCAUUCAUCAGACAUCAAUAAUUGCGACAUAAUACAAUACGGGAUUGUUGACGAGGAUCAGCAAGAGUGA
Cetraspora pellucida is the source of this 127-nucleotide messenger RNA. Lineage: Eukaryota; Fungi; Glomeromycota; Glomeromycetes; Diversisporales; Gigasporaceae. The record is from the annotation of a GenBank genome assembly.